Molecule: messenger RNA, 1619 nt
Organism: Ogataea polymorpha
Lineage: Eukaryota; Fungi; Ascomycota; Pichiomycetes; Pichiales; Pichiaceae
Exons: 2
Coding region: 27-1619 (530 amino acids)
Biological process (GO): protein histidyl modification to diphthamide
Molecular function (GO): 2-(3-amino-3-carboxypropyl)histidine synthase activity
Source: RefSeq, a predicted model, not a curated record
CACCCUACAUUCACAAUCUCUCAAGCAUGUCAGAAUUAGUGCCUCCGGUGCUAUCAACGGCACAAGACGCCACAGUAUUUGAGUUCUCCCAGACCCAGAAAACUGCCGGCGCUCGAAGCUAUCUGGGGCCUGUUCCCGAUAUAUCAGAAAAGAGUCUGCGAGAGGUCCUCAGAGACUAUUACUCUGUGGACAAAUUAGUGGACUUUCUGAGGCAGAAAGAUGACCAGAACAAACCCAAGUACAAGCGCAUUGCGCUGCAGUUUCCAGACUCGCUGAUCGCAGACUCAUCGAUCGUUCUACAAAUGAUCCAGGAACAACUUGAAGACGCACGUGACAAGAGUCACGCGACAUCGCCGAGCCGAGACAUCGAGGCCGUGUGGAUUCUAGCGGACACGUCGUACUCGCCGUGCUGCAUUGACGAAGUGGCCGCCGAGCACGUUUUCGCCGACCUAGUGGUGCAUUUUGGCGACGCAUGUUUGAACCCGGUCGACAAGCUCAGCGCUGCGUACGUUUUCGGCAAGCCAUACCUGGACACAGCAAAGGUGCUUGCUGCGUUCAAGGAAACAUACUCGCCAGGCGACAAAGUGAUUUUAAUGGCCGACACGUCGCACACGCUCUAUUUGAAAGAAUUGUACGAAAAACUGUCUGGGGAUUAUCAAGUGGGUUAUGCAGAGCUAGACCUGGAGCGGAGCCGUGCAGCGAUAAUUGAUCACACGACGCACAGUCACAAGGGAACGGCGCUGGCCUCGCGAAUCGUCCACUACGACGGCCCGCUGGACGAGUGUGCCCUGUUCCAUAUCACGCAGCCUGAAGACCCACGGCUGCUUUAUUUGAGUACGCAGUUCUCCAGCAUGGCCGUCUACGACGUAAACUCGGGCACUGUGAGUUUUGGCCCAUUCCCGUCGCUGAUGCAGCGGUAUAGAGCGAUGCACAUGACCAGAAACGCGGGCACGAUCGGCAUUCUCAUCAACACGCUCUCCCUGGCGAACACGCGGACGCUGCUCAACAAGGUGAUCAAGUGGGUGCGGCAGGCGGGCAAGAAACACUAUAUGUUUGUUGUGGGGAAGCCGAACGUGGCGAAGCUGGCCAACUUCGAGAGCGUGGACGUGUGGUGUAUUCUCGGUUGCGGCCAAUCGGGCAUUAUUCUGGACAAGUACGGCGAGUACUAUAAGAACAUUGUGACGCCGUACGAGCUGCAAUUAGCGCUGAAGCGGGAGAUCACGUGGACCGGCCAAUGGAUCACGGACUUCGAGGCAGUGAUGGAACAGGAAAGCGAGCACGAGGACUCGGACCACGGCGACGACGGGUACGUGCCGGAGUUCAACCCUGUAACGGGCCAAUUGGCCGCAUCGAAGCCGCUGCGACAGAUUAGACAUCUGGAAGUGGAGCUGGGGGCCCCAGAAACGGGAGGAUCAGACGGCCAGUUGGUGAGUCGGUUCUCCAACACGCUAAGCAUCAAAAACACGGUCAGCACGUCCGCGAAUUAUCUGCAAACGAGGGCAUGGACCGGACUAGGCAGCGACUUUGGCACAGAGGAGCUGGACGGUGCUCUCGUUGAGGAGGGCAGGAUGGGAAUUGCCCGUGGAUACGAUUAUGACAAGGAAAUAAAUAAUAACUAA